Molecule: messenger RNA, 2502 nt
Organism: Saccoglossus kowalevskii
Lineage: Eukaryota; Metazoa; Hemichordata; Enteropneusta; Harrimaniidae
Biological process (GO): protein O-linked glycosylation via fucose
Molecular function (GO): peptide-O-fucosyltransferase activity
Source: RefSeq, a predicted model, not a curated record
AUGCAGCCCGACAAUGCUAAGACGACAUUUCCAUUUCCAAGGUAUAUUAUGUUAACAAUUCAACGGUUUUACGUAUUUUGUGUUUGUUUUGCAUUGAUCACUGUUUUAUUGCUCCUCUACAAUAUGCAGUUAGACGCUGGCGCCAUUUAUUUAACACGGGUAGAAGAUAUGCGGAAUAUCAAAUUACAUUCUAAUAUAUCUGAAUCUGGUAACAACAACAAUAAUAUAUGGCAUAACAAACAGAUUGUGAAUUCAUCAAAACACCAUGUGGUGAAGCUGCCAGCAGUCAACAGGUUUAAUGGUUCGUAUGCCGCUAAGAGACCUGUAGAAGUCAGGUAUCUACUGCCGAUUAUUGCAGACAGAGGUGGAGGUGGCAAUAACGUGCAAUUUCAAGCAUUUCGAAACUCGGUUGGAGUAGCCAUGGCGACUAAUCGCACCAUUGUCCUCACGCCGUUUUUCAACAUGGGUAUGAACAUUAGAACAAUCACAAAAGAAGAAAUGCACUACUUCAGUGAGACCUUUGACGCACAACUACUUCGUCAGUUGAUACCCGUAAUUCCAUUUCAACAGUUUGUGGACAUCUGUGGCAGGAGUUUAAGCAUGGUACAUUACAGUCGUAAAGCCAACAAGAUGAUGGCAGAAACUAUUGAUGCAUACACCGGUGUAUUUAACUUGUCGCUUCCUGUCUCGUUAGGUGGAAGCAGAGAAACACUUAGUACUGUGUUGUUUUCUUCUGUUCCAUGUCUUUGUUUGUUAGACGUACUGCCUAAUAAACCAGGGCAUGAUUCUUACUACAUGCUUCGCCAACUAACUAUAGAAAACCAUUUAAAGAGAGCGAGCUAUAUUAGAAAAGCAGCGGACGAUAUAAAGUCGCAUAUUUGCGGUAACCAGCCGUAUUUAGCGCUGCAUUGGAGAGACAAGACUACUGAACAAUGUGCUAUACGCAAUAUAUUCUGUGAUAAGUCAUCUGAACUACGAAUGACAUUUUCCGUCAUUGUUCAGAAUAUAACAUCUGAGAUGAAGAAAUAUAAUCUAAGCUGUAUCUUUAUCGCACACCCUCCAUUUUCAAAGACAAUAGUCGAGGAGUUCUCGAAAGUAAUUCACCCAGAGAAUGUAUUCGAUGCUUCGAAGAUAUCACUGGACAUGGUGGCGGGAAGAAAGGAUCUUUUGCAAGAUAUGUUCAAAUUAUCGCUUCUUGAACAAGAACUAUGCACUAGGGCUGAGGUCUUUAUUGGGUCAUCCGAUUCAUCAUGGUCAUUAUCUCUGAUGACAGAACGAAAAUUCAACCCCACAGCAACAUCGCUAUACAUACAAGACAUUGUUCCUAUAACCAGACGUCUGACAUCAACAUUCACAAAAGCAUUUGCUUUAGCUUCUGAUGCUUAUGCUGACAACCGAGAGGAAAUGAACUUACAUGUACGAUGUAAACAAUCAAACGAGAUGUACACAUUUGCACUGGCAGAAUCUGAGACGAUUGAGGCACUACAAAAUGAACGUUAUAAAUGGAUGUUUCUGAUGGCAAAGAACAGUUUCCGCGUGUUAAGCAGGACCAAAAAUGAUAAACAACGCCGAUGGAACCUUCUAAACGAUUCUCUUCCGAGACUAAAGCACGUUGUGACGACAGACAAUUCCGAUGACUACCACAAAGGCCAAGCAUGGUGUCACAUUGGAAUGUUCCUGUAUCACGGAAAGCCAGAGCUGGCUCAAAAAGGCAAACGGUUACUUGAAGAUACUGAUCUGUGGUCAAAAUUUCAAAACCCGAUGACGUGUUUUGAAGCUGCCGAAAAAUAUGGAGGGAUUAAUUACAAGAUAUUGACAAGAACGGCGAGAUAUAUCAGCUUUCAAGAAAAGCAACAUCGCAAGGCACUCUGUUUAGUAAACAGGUCAUUGGAUUUGAAUCCAGAUCCCAAGAUCAGUUGGUUUGCCUACUCAACACGUGGGCAAAUUUAUUGCACAAUGUAUAAAGAACUUUCUCGUGGUUACCAAAGACGUAAUAAAUAUGAUGCACCAGAUAAAGCGUUACUGGUGAAGGCAGCAGACGAUCUUCGCAGAUCGUUGAAAGGUAUUUCAAGUCCCAAAAAUGAAGCAGAUUUGGCAUACGCUUUGCUCCAACUUGGAGUUACACCAUCCUACUUCAAGUUUGACGCAUUCAGCCUAGCUGAUACUGGUCGCAUGGUGUCUGACACUGAGCAGAUCAGCGAGGCAAUGGAGUUGUUUGCUUCUGCGGCUACGAACGCCCCAAGUGACGCACGUUUUCGCAAGCAGUAUGAGGAAACCUUUCAUCUACUGGUCGCAAGUCUUUUCGCCAAUCUAAAUCAGGAAAACGAUCAAGCUUCCGCUGAAACCAUGGUUACCCGGAUUUGUGAUGUAAUGACACGCCACAAAGAUGUAUAUCAGCAAAUUAAAAAUAAGCAACCAACUUGCAAACUUCGAUCAUAUUAUCCAAAUGAGCACCGCCGAAUCUCGCGAGAACUGUUUCGUCAGCACCAGUGGGAACUAUAA